This is a messenger RNA of Gordionus sp. m RMFG-2023, 2100 nucleotides long. RefSeq lists its product as uncharacterized. The transcript has 2 exons. The record is from RefSeq and is a predicted model, not a curated record. Lineage: Eukaryota; Metazoa; Nematomorpha; Gordioida; Chordodea; Parachordodidae. The coding region runs from base 1 to 2100 and encodes 699 amino acids.
AUGCCUCGUUGUAAAAUUUUAAGAUUAAACACGUCCAUAGAUGUUAUAACCCCUUAUCUAGAGCUCAAAUAUUUGAGUUAUUCGAAAUUAGAUUGCACACAAGAUGUAAGAAUACCUUUGACCUUUAUAGAGUCUGCAACUCUCAGUGCUAUAAAUCGUAUUGACAUUUCGGAACAAGAUUCGAAUUUCAAAAUUAUAUUGGAUACUAAAGUACUAGACGCCUAUUAUGGAGGUUCAAAAAAUUUAGGAAGUUGUUAUUACUUUCAUGUACUUAGAGAUAACAAAUCAAACCUUCCUGAUGAUAACAACAUUCUCGGGGAACCUGUUCAUUUUAAUACCUCCACCUUAGUUUACAUGUCCAACUUAACCUCUUAUCAGAUCUCGUUUACUAAUAUUAACCAGCAAAGCUUUGAUGUCUACCUCAGUGUGACAUGUCAUGAUAAAAACAACUCCGUCAUUUAUCAAAAUGCCCACAUAGUUCCUGCGCCAGUUGUAGUAGCCCAUUAUAUAAAGACACAAAUAAAGCGUAAUUUAUUAAAUGAAGCCAAAUUAAGCAAUAAUAGGAUGAACAUACUACUAAUGGGUGUGGAUUCAACAUCAAGGGGAAAUUUUGAGAGGUACUUCGGUAAAACUUAUGGACUUCUUAGUUCUCUCAGAAAAAGCGUUUACUCCUAUAAGGGUUAUUUUAAGGUAGGCGAUAAUACGUACCCCAAUUUAACCCCUUUACUCACUGGAAAAUGGGUUUGGGAAAAGUUUCCACAUGGACCCAUGAAAUAUUUUGACAAUUUAAGCUUGAUUUGGCGUGAAUACGAAAAAAGAGGGUAUGCCAGCAUUUAUUUCGAGGACGAACCUAUAUAUGCAACCUACAACUACCAAAAAAAUGGUUUUCUGGCCGUUCCUUCAAACUUUUACUUUCGACCAUUCUCCCUAGAAUGGAUGAGAUUCAUGAACCUCACAAAACGUUACAAUCAUUGUUCUUUGUAUGGCAAGAGUGAAAUUGACAUGCUGCUAGAUUAUUCUGAAUCUCUUAUUAAAUCAAUGGAAAUUCUUGGUCAGCCUUAUUUCAAUCUAAACUUUAUCACGAAAUUUACUCACAAUAAUCUUCCAGGAGCGGCUGUGAUGGAUCAAUUUAUUUCCCUUUACUUUAAGAGGUUAUUGGAAAAGAAGCUCUUGAAAAACACGUUUAUAAUAGUUUUUAGCGAUCAUGGGUUAAGGUUCGGAAAAUAUAGAGAGACUUCUAAUGGAAUAUUGGAAGAUCGCAUGCCGUUCCUGUUAAUCAUUCCUCCGGACAACUUUUUUAACGAUUAUGGCAUCGAAGAAUCUAUUUUUUCGAUGAAUACCAAACGAGUGGUAACCGCUUUUGAUAUACACGAAACAUUGCUCCAUUUGCUGGAUCUUCACCUGAUUAUCAAAGAAAAAACCCCCCUUAAACUUAAAAACACGAUUGGGAAUCAAAGCUUAAAGAAUAGCGGUAAGAAGGGACUAAGCCUCUUAAGAAUGGUCCCUUAUGAUAGGGAUUGUGAUUCGGCCCACGUGCCUAGUUAUUAUUGCCCAUGCAAUUGGCUAGCACCUAUUACUUCAACCUCCUAUUUAAAUUAUCCAAAACAUUUGACGGGCAAUAUUAGCGGAAAAUUUCAGAAAAUUCUGAACCUUGGAGCUGACUUAAUAGUUUCAAAGAUCAAGAACGAUAUACUCCUGCCCUAUAAAAAUGAAUGCAUUUUUGAGGAAUUUAGAUUGAGCACAAUAAAGAAAGUUAUAUUGAUAUCGAAGGCGAAUAAAACAAAUUUAGAAGAGUUGCAAGGUUAUAAUGCUAACGAGAUAAGAAAUUACUUGAACAAACUGAGCAAAGGGGUCAAUAAAGGAUUAAAUUCCUACAUAUCCAAAGUGAUAAAAACCUUUAAAAGUGUCAUAAUAAUAUUAAUAACUAAACCCUUCCAAGGAAUAUUCGAGGCUACAUUAGAUUUUGAUAUGUAUAAUAUUUCAAAUAUAUUCAGCCGUGUAGCAGACAUUUCUCGCUUGGAUGGGUACUGGGAUCAAUCUUACUGCGUAAACGGGUCAGAAAUUAAAAAGUAUUGUUAUUGUAGAAAAUAUCAUAAUUAA